Messenger RNA from Oppia nitens, 1534 nucleotides. Its product is annotated as ankyrin repeat and BTB/POZ domain-containing protein 1-like. Lineage: Eukaryota; Metazoa; Arthropoda; Arachnida; Sarcoptiformes; Oppiidae. Gene Ontology annotation, molecular function: protein binding. Gene Ontology annotation, cellular component: ubiquitin ligase complex; cytoplasm. Bases 106 to 1533 code for a protein of 475 amino acids. The record is from RefSeq and is a predicted model, not a curated record. The transcript has 10 exons.
AUUUCUGAUAGCAAUAGACGGCAGUAAUGAAUGAAAAACAAAAUCAUAUGAUUUGUUGAAAACAUUCAAACGUUUGGUUUGUUUUUAGUGAUCAUCUGUUAAGACAUGGAUUUACAAGACUUGUUUCAGAGCUGUAAGAAAGGAGAUCUCAAUAUCAUUAAACAACUUGUCGAUCAAAAGGAGGUUGAGUUGAAUGUGAGGGACAAAUGGGAUUCAACGCCACUGUAUUACGCGUGUCUUUGCGGACACACUAAUGUCGUCAGAUAUCUUCUUAAAUCAGGUGCCAGAUGUGAGGCCAAUACUUUUGACGGCGAAAGAUGUGUUUACGGAGCACUGACUCCUGAGAUCAGAAAUAUUUUACUUAAAGAUUAUUUGGUGAUCACAUCAAAAACUAUUCAACGCAACCAUUACGAUGAGUUCUUGAGAAAAUGUCUAGAAAGUGGUGACUAUUUUGAUGUGAUAUUUUCAGUACACAAUCGGAUCUUUAAAGUCCACCGAUCGAUACUAUCCGUUACCUGUGAUUACUUCAAUGAUAUGUUUAAAAAUAAGUGGAAAAAUAGGAAAAUUAUUUAUAUUAACAAUUAUAAAGUGAAUCCAUUGGCUUUCAACAUAUUAUUGCUAUAUCUAUAUACCGGUCGUCUUGAAUGUGAUCUUCAUUUGAUAGAAGAUGUGAAAUCAUUGGUCAAACAGUGCAAACUCUAUAGACUAUUGCAACAAAUUGAUGAUUCCGUCAAAAAGAUACAUUCAUUUGAGUGUACAAAACCCGGAACUAAUGUCAGUACAAUCACUGUUGAAUCUGAAACCCAUUCGCAUCACUUCAAUAUACUUUACUUGAAUUGUAUCCCAAGAGAUGUUCACUUUUGGAUCGAUGGCUCAGAGCUGCCAUUUUUGACAGAUUUUUCGUCGUAUACUUUCUUUGAUGUUUACUUUAAUGUAGAAAAUCAACUCUUCAAAUGUCAUAAAGUCUUCUUUAGCGGUCGAAGUGAUUAUUUCAAAGCAUUAUUUAACGAUCACUUCAUGGAAGCGAAGAAACAAAUUAAUGGCAUUCAAGUAUUUGAAUUGUUUUAUAUAAGUAUACAAACAUUUCUGGUAAUUGCAUCUUAUAUUUAUCAAAAUAGUGCUCAGUUUAAUUUGAAAAAUGCAUACGAAGUCAUAAUGACUGCCGAUCUUUAUUUAAUGCCGGGUUUGAAGAGACAAUGCGCUAACUUUAUUGGACAACAUCUGACUGUUAAUAAUGUUAUAUCGACUUUAUUAACCUCUCGUUUAUUGCAAUUAACUAAACUCGAGGGUCAGUGCGCAGAGUUUAUGGCACAAUAUCUCCAUAAAAUUAUAAAUAAAGAGGAAUUUAAGGAUCUUAUUAUAAACGAUGCAAAGGAGGUUAAAGGUCGUCAGGAAACGGAUACAAUUGACAUAAUCGAUGACAUCAGAUAUAAUAUUACAAAUAAUGUUCAGACAUUUUCAGCCAUGUCUGAGGCCAACGAUAAGCUCCGUAUGAUUGAAGAGCUUCUGGAAAAUAUAGGUUUAGACGCAUAGA